This is a messenger RNA of Galendromus occidentalis (western predatory mite), 1617 nucleotides long. RefSeq lists its product as uncharacterized. The record is from RefSeq and is a predicted model, not a curated record. Gene Ontology annotation, biological process: DNA integration. Gene Ontology annotation, molecular function: nucleic acid binding. The coding region runs from base 1 to 1617 and encodes 538 amino acids. Lineage: Eukaryota; Metazoa; Arthropoda; Arachnida; Mesostigmata; Phytoseiidae. The transcript has a single exon.
AUGGAGGAGAAGCGGUUCGAUCCGGAACGCAGACAAAACAUCGCAUGCAUGCUCUCUUCGGCCAGGCCGAAAGACACUCAGCGAAUAUUUUUCGAGGAAAAAUUCUCUUCAUGGAUCAAAGCAGUCCGCUUCUGGGCUCUGAUGCAACGGUUGAUUCGGAAGGCUCAAGGAGCGAGAGAUCGAGUUUCCCAAGGGAUCUCAUUUCGAGCGUCGCCUCCACAGAGCAGAGACAUCUCCUUCAACUCAAGCGAAUUGAUCUCAGCUAGGCUCUCACUCAUCCAACUGAUCCAGAAGUCAUAUUUCAAGGAGGAAUUCGAGAGCAGCUGCAAAUCAAUCAAACGCGACAGUCCCAUCUAUCAAUAUAACCCCUUCAUCGACGAAAGCGGCAUCAUACGCUGCAAAUCACGCCUAGAGCGUUCUCCACAUUUGUCAGGCGAUCAGGAAUUCCCAAUCAUCCUGCCAGGCAAUUGUAAUCUAUCCAGACUCAUAGUCCAGGACAUUCAUGAACGCAGAUGCUACCAUUUCGGGGGAAUGAACAUGAUCCUACAGCUACUACGCGAAGACUUCCUAUUGAUCCAUGCUAGGAAAAUCGCGCGGCAGGUUCUCAAGACCUGCGCAAGAUGUAGAAUCUUCCACAGCGAGGCUGCAAAUCUUCCUUCACCCCCGCUACCCCCCUUCAGACUCGAAGAAGCACCCCCAUUCUACCACACGGGAUGCGACUUCAUGGGCCCAAUCAGAUACAAGAAGGAUUCUGGCGAGGUCGGGAAAAGCUACAUCCUUCUCAUGACCUGCGCGGUCAGCCGGGCAAUCCAUCUCGAGCUGACAUCAGAUCUAUCUACCGUCGAAGUCCUAGGGGCGCUACAAAAAAUCAACAGAUUCCCCGCCGUCCAAACCAUCACUUCAGACAACGGCCUCUCCUUCCAGAGAGCCGCAAGGGAACUGAAACUAAUCUACGAACACAUCAAGGAUGGGGAAAUCAAACGUUGGUUAGCCAAUUCAUUCAUCGAAUGGCGCUUCCAAACAGCGGCGGCCCCAUGGUUCGGCGCAAUCCUCGAAAGACAGGUUCAGACGGUGAAAAGACCACUUCGGAAAAUAUUAGGCUCGGCCAUUCCACACUUCCGAGACCUAGAAAUCAUUAUCUCAGGGAUAGAAGCGAUGGUGAACAGCCGACCGAUCACAGCGGUAGCUUCAGGAGCUGACGAGGUCGAAGCCCUCUCCCCAGCAAACCUACUAUUCGGUUACAAAGGGAAAACCAUAAUUCCGGAACACCUCUCGAAACCCAAGAGGUCAGCAGACUUCGACAAGGUCGUCUUCUCUAGGAGAUGGAAAUAUCAACAGCGCCUCCUCAGCUCAUUCUGGAGAAGAUACCACGAAGAGUACCUGCAAUACCUGAAAACAGCCCACAAACAAAACCCAACCAAGGCGAGGCCACUGAAAAUCGGAGACGUGUGCCUACUCCAAGGGGAAAAUUUCAACAGAGCACUCUGGCCACUGUGCAGAGUCAUCAGCUUCCCAGAGAACAUCAAACCAGAAAAUGCCAGAUCUUGCUUCAUCAAGACAGCCAAGGGCCAAACCCUCAAUCGCCCAAUUAGAAAACUCUACCCCUUGGAAGCCUAA